GGAAGCAUCCUUUUGACACAUUGUGCAAACAGUGCUGCGUGGAGUAAGUGGGUGGGUAGCAGCACUGAUCACACAACGAGCUUGACUGGGGGAACCCAAUUGCCCGAGAAUCCAUGAAAAAAGGCAGAGGUUUUGGAGAAUUUCUUUGAAAGGUCACUCGUGCUCAAGAAGCACCACCAUAUAAUGAGUUAUCAGAAGAUGAAAGAGGCCAUGCUCUCUUUUCUGACGGAUCCUGCCUUGUGGUAGGAAACCAUCAGAGGUGGAAAGCUGCUGUGUGGAGUCCCACACAAUGAGUCGUUGAGGCCGCUGAAGGAGAAGAAAAGUGGCCUCUGCUGUAUCUCUGUACUGACUCCUGGAUGGUGGCUAAUGCCCUAUGAAGGUGGCUACAGCAAUGGAAGAAGACCGAUUGGCAGUGCAGGGCUAAACCCAUGUGGGCUGCUGUGUUGUGGCAGGACAUCACUGCACGGGUAGAAACGAUGGCUCUGAAGGAACGUCCCGUAGAUGCUUACAUGCCCCAAAGUCGUGCCACUGAGGAACAUCAGAAGAAUGAACAGCCAGCUAAGGCUGCCAAAAUUGAAAUAGCUCAGGUAGACUUAGACUGGGAGAAGAAGUGUGAACUCUUUACAGCCUCAUGGGCCCAUGAACCAUGCGGGCAUCUAGGAAAAGAUGCAACCUACAGACGAGCUUGUGAUUGAGGGGUCGGCCUGACCACGGAGGCUAUCACACAGGUCACCCGUGAAUGUGAAACGUGCUGCAAUCAAGUGAGCCACAUGAGUGAAAUGUCCUUGGAAUAGAUGGCCAAAGUGAGUUUUAAAUCUGCUGAGGCCUGGCAAAUUGACUAUAUUGGACCACUGCCAUGAACACGCCAAGGCAAGAGCUUACAUGCUCAUCGUGGUAGAGGCAACUACUGGUUGGCUGUAAAAAUACCCUGUAAACCAUGCUAUUGCUCGAAACGCUGUCUUAGGCCUUGAGAGAGACAUUUUGUGGUGACAUGGUACCCCAGAAAGAAUGGAAUCAAUGAGUCUCCUUGUCUUAGUUUGGAAAGACAGAUGUCUGCCAGGGAAAAGCCGGAGCUUCCCUUGGAAUGGGGAAUGUAAACCCCCUCGCUCUGAAUUAUUUUAAUUUUGAAAUUAAGGAGCUUUCAGGCAAAGAUAUGGGAAUAGGAAUAACAGUUCUUUACUAGGAAUAUUAAAAACGAAGUAGUACAAAAAAGCAAACGAACAAAAAAGAAAAACACUGGCAGAGUCAGAACACGACCUGACACCCUGUUGGUCAGGGUGUUGGUAGCAGUCCAAUUAAGUCCUCCUGGAGUGACAGAUGUGGUUCUGUUGGAGUAGAGAUGAUCCCGUGGAAGGAUCCAGCGGUGGCGAGAUGAGUCUGGUCUUCCUCUGGGAAGCCAGUGGAAAACAGGCUGUCCUGGUGUUCUGAAUCUCAGGUUUUAUCCAGGUAGGAAAGCUUGGCUCCUCCCACUGGGUGGAGCAUCUCACAAUGGGAUGAUGCCAUUUUAUCAGUCAUGCAGUGAGCCUUAAUGGCUCAUUAACAGCAGAUAUCCCCCUGGAAGGAGGAUGGGUCAGGGAAGAGAUAGGAACACUGCCCCACCUGGUUUUAACAGCUGGCCCAUUAACAGAAGACACCUGCCCCCUUCCCCCCGGAGCCAUGAGGAAUGGGUCAUAGAAGAGAUAAAGAAAGAAACACCUCCCCAACCAGUUUCAACAGAUGGGAAUAGAAUACAUCUUGCAUUGAACCCAAGACACUCAUUUAUGAAAUAACCUCAUAAACUCUUAGGCAAAGAAACAUGCAUUGAGUAGAUAUAUCACAUCCCUUAUCACCCACAAGCCUCUGGAAAGAUUGAGAGGUAUGAUGGACUGCUGAUGACUAUGUCAAGAGGGUUAGGCAAUCGGGCAUGGAAGCAUUGGGAUGCAAAUUUAGCAGAAGCCACUUGGCUGGUUAACACCAGAAGAUCUGCUAACCGCCCUGGUCCUGCCCAAACAAAACCACUACAUACUGUGGGAGGAGAUAAGGUCCCCAUACUACACACAGGGAAGUGGCUGUGGAAUUCUCCUCCCAUGGGAAAAGGCAAACCUAUUAAUGGGAUUGUCUUUGCUCAAGGACCUGGGUGUACUUGGUGGGUAGUGCAGAAGGAUGGGGAGACCCGGCGUGUGCCUCAAGGAGAUUUAACCUUGGGGGAAAAGUAAUGAGUGCAAACUGUAUGUUGCAGGAAGUAAAGUAGCAGGAGUGACAUGAACCGACGAUGAGUGAAUUUUACGAGGAGCGAGGAGAGUGCGAGGAUAGCCCAGGCAGGGCCGGUGUCGGUGCCGAACGGUCGAGUGUGUCGCUUCUGUCCCGAGCACCCAUCUUGAUGGAAUGGAGCCCAAGUCACAGCCUGUUUUUUAAACAUCUGGAGGGCUGGAAGAAACCCAUCAAAUGGGAAACUAAUAUCUGUCUUUGAAAGGAAGGGGGACGGUAGUUAAUGAAAAUGUAUACGUGUGUUGGACAUAAAGAUGGUUUAAGCAUGGAGUUUAAGUUGUAAGUGUUGGUAAGAAGGGAUUUCAGUCAUGACAUAAAUACAAUGGAAGAAUUAGAAGCCAGAUAUAGAUAUAUAUAUAAAAAAUUCUGUGGGAUCUGAGUAUGAUGCAAAUGGUGCGAAGUAAGGGGUGGAGACUGUACUGGCUGUGGCUGAGAUGGAGUUCACUUUCCCCAUAGCGUCCAACAGUGCCAUGCUUUGCAUUUGUAUCUAGAAAGGUGUUGAUAACACAUCAGUGUUUUGGCUACUGCCGGGCAAUGUUGGCACAGCGUCAGCGCUGCCUCUCCAACAUUCUGCCCCCAAUAAGUAGGCUGGGAGUGGGCAAGAUCCUGGCAGGAGACACCACUAGACCAGGUGACCCAAACUGGCCAGAGGGCUAUUCUGUACCAUAUGACUUCAGCUCAGAAAUAAAAGCUAAGUUAAGGAGGGGGAAAGGGGGCACAUUAGUUAUUUACAGCGUUUGCCUUUCGGAGCAACCCCUACCUGUGCUGAAGCCCUGCUUCUUGGAAAGUGGUCGGACAGUGCUUGCUGAUGGGAACCAGAGGAUAUAUUUGUUUUUCCUGUUUCCUUUUUUGUGCGAAAACUUUCUCUUUUCCUUUAGUAAACUGCCCUAUCUCACCCUGUGAGUUGUUUUCCAUCUUAUUUUCUCUCUGUGUCAAGCUGAGAAGGGGGAGUGAUAGAACGACUCUGUGGGCACCAGCAAGAGGAGCUGGAAACCACUGGGCAGCCGGAAAGCUAACAAUGUAAUCACGAGAGUAAAAAUGUGCUGGGACAACUCAAUGACUGGAGCUCCCCAGUCAAUGGCUAUAAAGUGGUCAGAAGGAAGGAGAGGCAGAGGUGGUCCUCUGUGUGAACUCAAAAUAAGAGGGAUUUUCUGUACAGAGCUGUCUUUGAAAGACAGCGAUGAACAGGUUGAGAGCUUAUGGGUGAAAAUUAGAGGCCAAGCUGUUGCGUUAAGAGUAAGAAACUUGGCAGAAAAUAAAGCCCCUUGCACUCCAGCUGCUCCUCAGACAUCAGAGGGACCGGGUGGGGUUAGGCCUAAUUUCCGGUUACAACCAGUUCAGCACUGUGAAUCUGGUUGCGUUCUCUAAGAACCUUUGUGAGCGCAGAUUCAGGAAUAGAGUGAUUUUCUGAAGUUACAGAACUAGAGAUUUGGAACUGCCAUUGAGAAAUGCACUAGCUGUGGUAGAAGUCUAAUAACAUCAUGCUAACCCAUGCAAUACUAAUAAUAGCAAUGGUAUGCAGAAGCUUCCCAAGAGGGCGUCCCCGCUUUGGAGGAGGGAGAAGAGAACAGACCGGCAACUGUCUCUGACAUCUCUUGGGAAUUCCUGCUACCUAGCUGAAAUUUCUACCCUCCUUAUAUACAGCCCAAUCUUCUCCUCCUUACGUAUAGCAAGAUCUAAUUGGAGAGCUGAGUAAUAUAAUCAUAUACGUGGUAGCAUGUACUUCAGUAAGCUUAUUAGCAUAUGCAUGAGUGUGCAUUUUAAUACUUAAAUGACCCUUAAUCGGGCAAAGGUUACUUCUUUGGCCUUGGUGUCCUUCAGAGUUCCGCUCUUAAGACUUCUUUCCAUUUCAUGCCGUUCAUCAGAGCCAAGAAACGGCUUUCCUAGCUGCCCAUGAACUCCUCCUUCGGCCAUAUUGUCCUUUCUUGACGUCAGCUAUGUGGAUCUCCAUCAGGAAAGAUAAUGUGGAGGGUACACGGUUUAGGCCAUAUAUAGUAAGCCUUAGCCCUUUCCUGACUCCAUGGUCAUCAUCCCACACAAGCCAACAAAAGAAGCCAACCUUGUGUUUGGUAUCUACUAUAGGCCACCAGAUUAAGAGGAUGAGGUCGACGUAAGACAUCAGGCAAGUUAGGCGGGACAUGAGCGUUGCUGAGUAAGGGCCUUCUCUUCUGGUUGAGCUGAAGCAUGAAGUGGACAUGCAUAGGUAUUGGAAGCAGGGACACGCAUUCUGGGAAGAAUCUAAAGAUGCCGCCCAGGUCUGUAGGGAUGGGAUCAGAAAAGCUAAGGCAAAGCUGGAGCUGAAUUUGGCAGGGGAUGUAAAGAAUCAUAAGAUGGGCUUCCACAGGUGCAUUGGUCAGAAAAUAAGGCUAAAGAAAGCGUACGCCAACCCACAUUCCCUUCCUCCCUCCCCCCCUGCCCCCGCUGAUAAAUAAGCCAGGAGGUCUAGUGGCCAGUAACAUGGAGAAGGCUGUGAUACUCGGCGAGUCGUUUUCCUCUGUUUUCACUGGCACGGUUACCAAACCUCUUGAGACCCUGAACCUCAAGGCAGGGACUUGGGGAACAAAGUCCCUUCCAUCAUAGGAAACAAUCUGUUUUGAGACCACCCGAGGAACCUGUGGAUACACAAGUCCUGCACCUGGGGAGGCACAACGCCAUGCACCAGUACAUGCUGGAGGUCGAUCGGCUGGAAAGCAGCUUUGCAAAAUAGGACGACGUGCCCUUGCCGCAAAGGCGGCCAAGGAUCUCCUUAGCCCAAUAUCGAGGAAAGCAGGGUUUAUAUAUGUUACAAGAUAGAUGUGUGGGCCAUUCAAGGUGCUCACUGUCCCCGGAGCUGCAGGGCACAGCAGACCACCCUUGGGCAGAUUUGAGGGCGCUGCCUAUUUUUCUAAAAGCCUCCUAUCCAGCCUAACGCAAAUCCUACUAUCUUGAACCCUCAAGCCAGCAGUGCCGAACGCACGCUUUGUAUUUUAUUUGCUUCCAGGAGACGUGCAGCUUAGAAACGUCUGCAAUGGAAGUGGGGCUUUCAGCAAACAGUGUAGAGCAACUUCUGUUGGUUUUUCAAAAUGUCCCGAGAAGUUAAGGGCAGGCCUGCCCUGCCCUGGCCAAAGCAGUCAUUUGACUGAAGGGAGCAGCACCAAAAAGGCACAGGCACCUUUGGGGUGGACUUGAUGCGGUAACAAAUAACAAGAAAUAGUGUUUGUAGCUACUACAGCCUCUUCUGCGACCUCGUAGCCCGCCCUCAGGGUCGCAGCACUACACGGGGCAGGUCCCUCGGCGCCCCGAGGGCCCCAGGUCGACGAGAGAGGACUCGCCAAGGGGGCGGGGAAAAGCGAAAGAGACAGGCGGGACAGCAAAUGGAGACGCGGGCCACGAUCCGUCGGCCCAAUGGGCGCCGCGGAGGGCCGGGCUUAGUGGAGGAAGUGUCGGGGCGGACACGGGCGUUGUCCUUGGCUGACGAGAGUAUCGGGGUGCUGGCCUCUCGCCCUGGUGGCGCCACUACCGUCUUCGGAAAGAUUAUCGGCAAGGCGUUUCUGUGGUCUCGUCAGCGACGAGGACUAGGAGAGAAAACCUACCGCCCAUUCAGCCCUAUGAUGAACCCCAUCCAUGUUGUCAUCCUGCUAAUGCUGAACAGUCUGGCAGCUGCAUGGAUCGUCCCUCAGCCGCGUCAGAACUUCUGGGUGACCCUGGCACAGACACUUCAGCAAGAAAACAUAUGUUUGUCCACUGCAGCAGCUAAGAACCCUAUGUCCACCUGUCUGGUAGGAAUUCCUUUGCAGGCUGGAGAAUUCCCAGCAAGUUUGGACAAAUACAGGUCCAACGAAAUUCCAGAGGCACACACCCCACAACCACACAAGGGUCAUCAUAAGCAAGAUGUGUUUGCCAUGAACCCCUUAGAGGAAUGGGUGCGGGGUUUGCCCAAGGUAGCUCAUGAACCCCAGGAGUUAGAACUAUUGGGUUCUUCCCCUGCAACAUACUGCAUCCAUUUUUUUUUCAUCCCAAAACCUUCUAGCACUGACGAGUACCGCCUCAUAAGACAGUGCCGGGGAGAGUUUACUGCAAAGAGGUGGUGUCAUAAUAUAAGCCACAUUGCAGCAGACAACCCAUCUCACUCUAGUCCCAGAAGCCUCCCUAGGGGAUUGUUCUUGGUUUGUGGGGAUCGGGCAUGGGCAGGAAUUCCGUCUCGGCUUUUAGGAGGGCCAUGUACCAUAGGGCGAUUGUCCGUAUUGACACCCAACCAAGCUUUAAUUAGUGAAUGGACUCACAAAAACAAAUCGGCACACAAAAUUCAAAAGAGGAGUGCUGACAAUUUGGACCCAAAUUGUAAUUCAGACAUUUUUCAUUGGGCAAAGUCAAAAAGAGUUGCUGUAUCCCUGUUCCUUCCGUGGAUAGCAGCAGCCAAAGCUCUAGGUGAAUUGGGCCGUCUAGAGUGCUGGGUGGUCAAGCAAGCUAAUUUAACAUCCAUCACCAUCAGCUCUCUCCUAGAAGACGAGGAGAUUACCAGACAGGCCACGAUCCAGAACCGUGCUGCUAUUGAUUAUCUUUUGCUAUUGCAUGGACAUGAAUGCCAGGAAUUUGAAGGACUCUGUUGCAUGAAUCUGUCCUCAAAGGCUCCAAACAUCUAUGCUGCCCUCCGAAGCAUGAACAACAUGAUCGGACAAGUGAAGCAAGAAUCUGAAGAUUGGAUCAAGGAACUGUUCAAGGGAUGGGGAUUCACUGGGUGGUGAACUUCUGUAGUUAAAACAAUUUUGUUACUUUUUGUUAUCCUUUUCCUUGUAACCAUAGCAUUUGGGAUCCUACGCUGUUUGAUUUUCAAGGCUAUUAACAGCCUCAUACCUUCUACCUCAGAAGUCAACCACAUAGAGGUGGCAAACCUAAAGCGAUCUGGUUUCCCUACCAAUCAUAAGUGGUGGGAAAACCCACACUCCGUGUCAAACUGAAUUUGAGAGUUUUUCUUGGUAUCUUUUUAAACAAAAAAGGAGGAGAUGUUACAUUCCCCUGUGGGAAUGGUUUCUCCCCCGUCAGGGACUCCUGGAGCUGGUGUCAUGUAGUCCAACCAUUCCUUCCCUUUCUGACCCCAUUGGCUGUGUGCCAGCUUGCCCCACCCUCAGAAGUCCUGAGAAAAGACCCUGUCCCCCUGGGGACGUCCUCUCUUUCCCCAGACACCAUCUGGAAAUAAACAUCUUACUGCAGCUAAGGGUGAGAGCCUCUUUUGAAUCCUUUUUCCUGUCUCCUGAUAUAUUCCUCCUAGGCCUGAGAAGGACUGAGCUAGCUUAGACCCUUAAGGGAAUUAAAGGAGGAUUUAUUUAUCACCACAUGAGUGAAAUGUCCUUGGAAUAGAUGGCCAAAGUGAGUUUUAAAUCUGCUGAGGCCUGGCAAAUUGACUAUAUUGGACCACUGCCAUGAACACACCAAGGCAAGUGUUGGAUGAUCAUUAUGGUUAAGGUGACUACUGUCUGCAAACAUACUCUGUAAGCCAUGUCAGCUCAGAACACCAUCUUAGGCCUUGAGAGACACAUUUUCUGGUGACAUGGUACCCCAGAAAGAAUGGAAACGGACGAUGGGACUCAUUUAUGAAAUCACCCCAUAAACUCUUAGGCAAAGAAACAUGCAUUGAGUGGAUGUAUCACAUCCCUUAUUACCCACAUGUUUCUGGAAUGUUUGAGAGGUAUGAUGGACUGCUGAUAACUAUGUCAAGAGGGUUAGGCAAUCGGGCAUGGAAGUAUUGGGAUGUAAAUUUAGCAGAAACCACUUGGCUGGUUAACACCAGAAGAUCUGCUAACUGCUCUGGUCCUGCCCGAACAAAACCACUACAUACUGUGGGAGGAGAUAAGGUUCCUAUAUUACACACAGGGAAAUGGCUGGGGAAGUUUGUGUGGAAUUCUCCUCCCAUGGGAAAAGGCAAACCCAUUAAUGGGACUACCUUUGCUCAGGGACCACGGUGUACUUGGUGGGCAAUGUGGAAGUAUGGGGAGACCCGGUGUGUUCUUCAAGGAGAUUUAACCUUGGGUGAAAAAUAAUCUCUGUGUAAAUUGGAUGUUGCAGGAAGUAGCAGGAGUGGCAUGAACUGAUGAAGAGUGAAUCUUAUGAGGGAGAGGAGAGUGCGGUGAUUACCCAGGCAGGGCUGGUGUUGGGGCCCAAUGACUGAGUGUGCUGCUUCUCCUGUCUUGAGCACCCAUAUUGAUGGAAGGGAGCCCAAGUCGCGUCCUCUUUCUGAACAUUUGGAGCAAUGGAGAAAGACCAUGAAAUGGGAAAAAAAAUAUCUAUCUGAGAAAGGACAGGCGACAGUAGUAAAUGAAAAUGUAUGCAUCUAUGUGCUGAGUAUAAAGAUGGUUUAAGGAUGUCGUUUGUUAUAACUGUUAGUAAGAAAGGAUUUCAGUAAUGAGAAAUAAAUAUAAAUGGAAUAGUUAGAAGAUAUAUAUAGAUGUAUUAUUUAUAUAUAUAUAAUUCUGUGGGAUCUGUGUAUGAUGCAAAUGGUGUGGAGGAGGGGGGACAGAUUGUAUUGGGUGUGGCCUAAAUGGAGUUCAUUUUUCCCAUAGCAGCCUUCGCUGUUCCAUCCUUUGUAUUGGUAGCUUGAAAGGUAUUGAUAACACCCCAGUGUUUUGGUCACUGCUGAGCAGUGUUGGCACAGCAUCAGUGCUGUCUCUAACAUUCUGCCCCUCAUCAGUAGCCUAGGGGUGGUCAAGAUCCUGAAAGGGAAUACAACUAGGCCAGCUAACCCAAACUGGCCAGAGGGCUACUCUAUUUCAUAUGACCUCAGCUCAGAUAUAAAAGCUGAGUUAAGGAGGGGCAAGGGGCCACAUUCAUUAUUUACAACAUUUGUCUUUCAGAGUAACCCCUAUGGAUGCUGAGGCCCUGCUUCCUGGAAAGUGGCCGGACAGUGCUUUCUUAUGGGAACUAGAGGAUAGAAUUAUUUUUCAUUUCCUUUUUGCUUGUUAAUGAACAAACUUUUGCUUUAGUAAACUGCCUUAUCUCAACCGGUGAGUUUUUUUCCAUCCUUUUUUAUCUCCAUCCAGCUGUUAAGGGGAGUGAUGGAGCAGCUCUGCUGGCUCCUGGCAUCCAGCCGAGGUCAACCCACCACAGAUGCUUUUGAUGCCAUCCAGGUAUCACAGGAGAAGGGUCAGAGAUCAGUUGGACAGAUCUGAUUUAGUAGUUAGUUUUUUGAGUUCUAAUCAGUAAAUUUAUGCAUGUAAAAUUUUUAAGAAGUACAGAUGGAUUGGCAGUCAUGUGGUAGGGCAUCCCUCCCUACCACAGAAGAGUUUAUCUUCUCUGGCCAUCAGGUGGUGCGAUAGCUCUGGACAUUCUCUCCCCAGCAUGAAGUGGUGAGAUAACCCAGGCCAGCUCUCUGACUACUAAGUUAGUGAGUUAUUUCUCUCUCUGGUGCCAGAGGUAGAAUUCCCAAUAAGCAACUGGGCAUGAGAGCAGAUGCAGGGAGAUAAGCUGGAAAUUCCUGACUGAGAGACACCACUUUACAAACUAUAAAAGCUACACAAACUUUCGAGCCUCCUACACACACCCUGGAAAUGUUCAGGACUUCUCCAGCGGAGUUUGGACUAAAAUUCCAUUGAUACUUACCCCUGGAAUUGAGUGAAAGAAAUCUAUGUGUACUCCAUCACCAAUGCAGUAGGUUAAAUCUGCCCAGGCCUGCGCUGGUUGUGUGUGAGAGUCGGGGUUCGAGGGUCCCUGGUUUUGCCUCACGACCCUUCAUCAAGGACCCCCGUCAAGGAAGGGACUGCGUGCAAGGGGCUUGGGCCUAAGCCACGGUGUUGAUCCUGUGAUUGCUCCAAUUGGUACUCAACUGUCUUCAAGAAGAGUUCCAGAAAAGACGAGUUCCCGAGUGAUCGGAACAAUUUUUUAUCUUAACUUUUAAAUGUCUUUUAUGUAAUGAUAUUAUGACAGUUUGUUGUAUUUUAGGCAUUUUAUGUUUAUUGUUGUUAAAAAUUGUCUUUAAAAGAUAUGCUAAAAACAUCACUCCAAUUUAAGGUUUGAGUUCUGGCCAAACUCUAACUCUAACUUGGACGGAUGGUGUUUGUUAACAAAGCCCAGAGGUUUCUACUCCAAAAAAAAAAAAAAAAAAAAAAGCAAGCUAUCUUAACUUGACAAUUUGAUCCGAUCAGAAUGACAGCUGAAUCAGCUUAGAGUGAAGAUUGUCAUCUUUACCCGGGGAAAGAUGUCAAGGUUCACUAAAGAAAAGCGUUUCAGCAGUGUGCAGUCUCUGGGGUGAUAGCAAAAAUAGUUUGAUAAUCGCUUAUCACUUUCAUUAGUAAGCAAAAUUCCUAUUCUAUUCCCUUGUCUCUGAGAAUGCUAAUUCACAUACCAGGUCUGUUUUAGUUUCUUUUCUGCAAGCUGUAGACUCAAUGAGAUACUAACGAAAGCUGAACCAGAUGAGAAGACAGCAACACAGACGCAGCAUUGCAGCUGCGUUGACAGAAGUAACCCUGGCUGCCCAGUGACAACAGAGAAGUCUUCAGCUGUGAAACAUCAUCAAGCAGUGCAGAAGAAGAGGAGACAGCAGAUGAUUUGAAACUUUAAUCUAGAACCUGCGUAUGAAUGAAGAGCAAGGACUGAAUAGUGUGCUCUCAUCUUUUUGCUUUUAGCAGCUAAGGUCUUUAGGUUUUUCUUGGGUAACUCAAAUAGUGCUUUGCUUAUAACAGUAUAUGUAGAAGCAGCCAACCGUGUCACAGACCCAGUUUAGAUAGCUCUAAAGAAAAAAAGGGGGGAUGUGUAGGAGGAUAGCUUAUAUCAUAAGGUAGAGCUAUCCACACCUGGGCCUCAACCCAGGCCUCAGGCCUGGUCUAGCAGGCCUCAGUACGUUCAGCAUACGUAGUAGCAGAUAAACUUAUCUGCUACUAAGAAUGUAUUAAGGUAGUAGUGUUACUAACAUAGAACAGUUACUGGGAAGACACGGUGGCUACCUUAAACUGCAAUAGCUUACAUAUUUCUGUAUUCUCACUGCCUAUCAGAAUGCACCUGUUCUUGUAAACUAUUCUGUCUGUAUUUAACCCACCAUCUCACAGAAUAAAUCAGAUUACGUGCUUAGAACCAUAUUGGUGUGGACGCACGUUAUUCUAGCCCCCGAUCUACCAGGGCUCCGCCUUUAGCUCUUGGUCCUGUUGAGACUGGACCAGCCCUGCAAAAUAUACAUUGCAGCUGGGUAGCAUGGUCUCACUUGGACCCUCUGGACAAGAACAUCAUUAUGGUUUUGGAGACAGGGUUAUCAGGGAUCAGAAGGCUUACUACACUCCGAGUGAGAGAUAUUAGCAGUGUAUGAGAGGGUUUAAGCAUCCUCAGAAGUUGU
Prinia subflava (tawny-flanked prinia) is the source of this 11542-nucleotide messenger RNA. RefSeq lists its product as uncharacterized. The coding region runs from base 5601 to 6971 and encodes 456 amino acids. The transcript is spliced from 4 exons. The record is from RefSeq and is a predicted model, not a curated record. NCBI's taxonomy places the organism in Eukaryota, Metazoa, Chordata, Aves, Passeriformes, Cisticolidae.